AGCCAUUUUGGCUCAAGCUGCCCCGUCAGUCAGACCAGGCCGCCGACCCCCGCCGGCGCCUGCCCCGCUUCCCACUGCAGCCAUGGCCCGCGCCGCCGUCUUCGUCGCUCUGCUGGCCCUCCUCGACGGCGACCCGGCCGAGGCGAGCCGCAUCAGGGCGAACGCCACCCGCGCGGACACGAGGUUCACGAUCAACGACCAGGUCUUCGUGAACGGCGCGAAGUUCGGGGAGAGCAGCGGCCUGGACAGCCUGGUGGGCUGCCACGAACACGCGGGCACCAGCGAGUUCAAGGUGUGCGGCUGCGGCGUCAAGGUGAUGCCGAGCCUGCUGACGGAGUGCCAAGAGUAUAAGCAGUACUCUGAGACGGUUGGCAAGUGCGAUUGUAGUUUGAGUGAGUGCGACGAGAAGGUGCUCACGUCUGGCUACUCGACGGAUUUCGAGUGGAAGGCUAACUCAUUUUUCAUUGCCGCCUGCUGAGGACACCAGCAUGGGGGCCAUCUCCCUCCGGAGGGUAGAGAGAGACUGAGACCCAGCGCGAGAGAACACAUCGAAGACAAGGCA
Molecule: messenger RNA, 562 nt
Organism: Prorocentrum cordatum
Lineage: Eukaryota; Dinophyceae; Prorocentrales; Prorocentraceae
Source: the annotation of a GenBank genome assembly